UGUCAUUUCUAAUUGAAGUUUCCAACAAGAAAUCUUGAUUUCUUUUUUGUUUCAAUUUUGAGUUUUUAAUUGUUUUUCUCCUGUUUGAAAUUCUUCCUCUUCUUUACAUAUUGUUGCUUUUGUGGAUAAAGAAUUGACAAGAUGAAAUUUUGAGUUUUUUGUUUUCUCAUUUUCAUUUUUUUUCCCUGUUUGAAACUCUUCUUCCCCUUCUUAAGAUAUUGUUAUUUUAUUUGCGGAAAAGAGGAAGGAUCAAGAAUUAACAAGAUGUUACAAAGAGCUGCAAGUAAUGCAUAUUCAUGGUGGGCAGCUAGCCACAUUAGGACCAAGCAAUCCAAAUGGCUUGAACAGAGCCUACAAGAUAUGCAAGAGAAGGUGGAGAGUGUGGUUAAGCUCAUUGAAGAGGAUGGAGAUUCAUUUGCCAAAAGGGCUGAAAUGUACUACAAGAAAAGGCCAGAGCUGAUCAACUUUGUGGAAGAAUCAUAUCGUGCUUAUCGCGCUUUGGCUGAACGAUAUGACCAUUUGUCAAAGGAAUUGCAGGCUGCUAACACCACCAUUGCUGCUGUUUUCCCUGAACAAAUUCAACUAGCAAUGGAGGAGGAGGACGAAUAUGGCGCCCCGAAAAUACCAAAGAGUUCCUCACAAAUUCCAACAUCAAGUGGAUCAAAUGUACCUAAGGUUCCAAAGGCUCCAAUAAAACAGUUGAAAGGUCUUAUAACAACAGCUUCAAAGAAACUGCAAGGCAAGAAAUCAUCCAAAAAAGAAGAUGCAAGUAAAAAUGUACCAAAAUCAGGUUUAACAAAGAGUGAAGCUCUUGAAGAGAUUGACAAGCUUCAAAAGGAUAUCUUGGCUUUGCAAACUGUGAAAGAGUUUGUAAAGAGUUCAUAUGAAAGUGGUCUAGCAAAGUAUAAGGGAAUUGAAAGCCAAAUCAUGGAAAAGCAACAAAAGAUAUGUAAACUUGAGGAUGAAUUUGGUGAGGGUCCGGUUAUUGAGGAUAAUGAUGCUCGUACGUUGAUGGCUGAAGCAGCAUUAAAAUCAUGUCAAGAAACAUUGGCUCAGCUCCAGGAGAAACAAGAAAGAUCAACAAGAGAAGCAAGCAAGGAAUUCGAAAAGAUUGAAAAUGCUAGUAAGAAACUGAAGUCUCUCAAGCAUAAGUAUAUUGGUGAUCAGAUCGAUGAAACAAAGGCACCUGCAGAAGAUGAGAAUGCUAAAGCAACAGCUGAAUCUCAGAGCCUAAGCCAAGAAUUAAGCAAGGAGAUCGAGUCAUUGCAGGAAAAGAUUAAGGAGCAAUUCGAUACAAGCUCUAUGGCAUCUCUAACAGUGACACAACUAGCAGAGAAGAUCGACGAGCUUGUGAAUGAAGUAGUCAGCCUUGAAACAGCAGUUUCAGCUCAAACUGUUCUAAUUGAUAGAUUAAGAUCAGAAGCCGAUGACCUCCAGUCACAAAUUCAGAUUUUGGAAGAGGAUAAGGAAGCUCCAACAGAGGAUAAUAAACACAAUCUGAAAAUCAGCGUGAUAGCAAUGGAGGAUAAGUUGCAUGGCAUCCGAAACCUGAAUCAAGAUGUUGCUUAUCAAAACAGUAGCUUUCAAACUUACUUUGACACAGCUCGUACGAGUCUUGACUAUUUAGCUGAGAAAUUGAAUAGUGUGAAACCAGAUGAGGAGCUCCAAGACGAAGAGGAAUCCGUUGUUAAAAUCAAGUCUCAAGAAGAUCCAGCAAAACAGCAAGUUCAACAAAGUGCAAGUGAAGCUCCCAAGAACUUAAGUAUCUCGAAAACAGAAGAUAAAGAAGUUAGAAAAGAAGUAUCUCCUAGCACAAUUGUCAGUAAAAAAGAAGGGGAAGGUAUAGAAACGCAAGUUGAAAAAGCUGAUGAGAAAGUCUCAACUCAAUCAGAAAAUGCUGUUCAUGAGACACAACCACAUGAAGACGAGGAGAAGGGCGACGAGCCUAACUGGCAGCAGCUGCUGUCAAUCCAGUUGGAGGAUAGGGAAAAGACUCUCUUAGCAGAAUACACAACAGUUCUCAGGAAUUAUAAGGAAGUCAAGAGGAAGCUUAGCGACAAGGAGAAGAAAGAUAGGGACACUGAAUUCGAAGUCACACUGCAGAUGAGAGAACUUAAAAGUGCUAUUGCAAAGAGGGAUGAAGAGAUAAAUAACCUACGCGGGAAGUUGGACCUUCUACAAGGAAAUGUUAACGAAAGCAAAGAAUUGAAGGAAGAAGAUCAGCAAGCAUCUGAUCCCAAGGAUGUUCAAGAAACAGAAGACAAAGAUAAUCAUAAUGAUAAUGCAAAGAUGAUUAUGAUUGAUCAACAUGCAUCUCUCUCGCCUAUUGAGGAAAAGUUCCGGAUGGAUAUUGAUGUUAUAAUGGAUGGAAACUUGGACUUCUGGCUAAGAUUCAGUUCAACAUUUCAUCAGAUACAAAAAUUCAAGACAACAGUCCAAGAUUUACAGAGUGAAAUAUCAAAACUAAGAGACAAGGAGACAGAAGAGAACAACACCAAAACAGAUAUGAAAUCAGAAAUCAGGCCUAUAUAUAAACACAUGAGGGAAAUUCAAAAUGAGCUAGCAGUGUGGUUAGAACAAAGUGUGUCGUUGAAAGAUGAAAUGAAACGUAGGUCCUCGUCGUUGUGCAGUAUUCAGGAGGAAAUUACAAAAGCAUUAAAGGAAGGAGCUGAAGAAGAUGAGAUCAGAUUUAGUAGUCAUCAAGCUGCAAAGUUCCAAGGUGAAGUCUUGAAUAUGAAACAAGAUAACAACAAGGUAAGAGAGGAACUAGAAAGUGGUGUAGAUCAUAUAACUACACUUCAAGAAGAUGUUGAAAAGACGGUGACAAAGUUAGAGCAAGAGUUUGGACUUGCUGCUGGAAAUCAACAACAAGCUAAUAACUCAACUAGCGGAUCAUCAAUUCCUCUAAGAUCAUUCAUCUUUGGAACUAAACCAAAGAAGCAGAGGCGUUCGGUCUUUUCCACCUUCCAAAACAAUAGGAAAGCCCUGUGGGCAGGGACACCUUUGUAGAUCUUGUUUUUUCAUCUUCCCUUUACUUUUAUUUAAUUUUUGGUCUCAUUCUUUCCCAUUUUUUUGUUUGUUCAUAUUUGGGAAGUUUUUCGAGAUUGUAUGCAUGUCACGCUGUCUUGAUGGUGUAAACAGUUCUUUUUUUUUUUCCUGCAGCUUUCUUCAGUUGCCUA
This is a messenger RNA of Nicotiana attenuata, 3179 nucleotides long. Its product is annotated as kinase-interacting protein 1-like. The record is from RefSeq and is a predicted model, not a curated record. The transcript is spliced from 2 exons. Bases 265 to 3009 code for a protein of 914 amino acids. Lineage: Eukaryota; Viridiplantae; Streptophyta; Magnoliopsida; Solanales; Solanaceae. Gene Ontology annotation, molecular function: actin binding.